AUGUUGGUUUUCUUACUCUACGUGAUUGGACUAGUGAUGUCGGAGCAUUACGACUCGUAUGUGAAUCCCAAUCCCAGACCUUACGAGCAGUGUAAUUCGCAGGAUUUGAUCAAGUUAUCCAGUUGUUGCAAUGAUAUCUUAACCAAGUUGGAUUUAUGUAAGUCAAACGAUUUGGCUUGCGAAUGCUGUGCCCUACAGAAAUUGGACUCGUCCUGCUUUAAAGUGUGUCCUAACAAUCCGUCCAAUAACUUUUUAACGGUGUUGUUGAAUGAUUGUGCUUCAUUGAAUGAUGUAAAUGCUUGUAAUUUACCGUUCAAUAAAGACGAUUUUUUUAUGGUGGGUGAGACGGAAAUGCCCAAAUCAAAAGCAAGAGCUGGCUCCUAUGAUCAAUUAUCCAAUCAAUUCACUAUAAAAUCCAAAUUGAAAAAAUUCACCGAUUCAACUGAUGAGAUAAAAAUAGACUUAUUCGAGUAUACCGAUAAUGAAGUUGAACACUCUGCAAUUAAAAACAUCACCUUUUCCAAUUCAACAAACGUUAUAAACGUUUCUAAUAUAUCAAACGUUUCUAAUCAAACAACCGUUUCUGGGUAUUGUACGUAUUCUCAUCCCUUUAUCCCUUUGCUUUCGCCUACUAAUUUUUAA
Messenger RNA from Hyphopichia burtonii NRRL Y-1933, 642 nucleotides. RefSeq names its product Pga43p (gene PGA43). Lineage: Eukaryota; Fungi; Ascomycota; Pichiomycetes; Serinales; Debaryomycetaceae. The coding region runs from base 1 to 642 and encodes 213 amino acids. The transcript has a single exon. The record is from RefSeq and is a predicted model, not a curated record.